This is a messenger RNA of Aplysia californica (California sea hare), 1454 nucleotides long. Its product is annotated as disintegrin and metalloproteinase domain-containing protein 10. Gene Ontology annotation, cellular component: plasma membrane. The record is from RefSeq and is a predicted model, not a curated record. NCBI's taxonomy places the organism in Eukaryota, Metazoa, Mollusca, Gastropoda, Aplysiida, Aplysiidae. Gene Ontology annotation, biological process: membrane protein ectodomain proteolysis; Notch signaling pathway. Gene Ontology annotation, molecular function: metalloendopeptidase activity.
GAAUCAGGAAAUAAUAGAACAAAAGGAAAACAGACCCGACCCAUCAGAUCAAUUAUCAUAAACAAAUCUUGUAAAACCAGACAUGAACAGCAGCCAGUUAUGAUUGAAUAAAAGCGAAAAUGGUGGAAUUUUUAUCUAGUUCUGGCUUAAAGCUUUCGCUUUUAAGAAUUUUAUAUUCUUUAGAGAUUUUACACCUGUUUGUCGCCGUGCACUACUGUGGGGCGGAAAAACUCGACGAGUACAUCCUGGACUACCAGAGGUUGUCGUUGGACAAUCUACACAGGAACCACGAACGUGUGAGGCGCUCGCUGGACAAGACGCUGAGGAUUAACUUCCGGGCUUACAACAGACAUUUCCCACUGCUUUUAAAGCCGGACCGAGAUAUAUUUAGUCCGGAUCACUUCCUGGAAGAUGGGCCGGACUUCGCGGCGCCUGUUGAUACGUCCUUUAUCUACUCGGGCCACGUGCAGGGCGUUCCAAAAAGUUAUGCUCAUGUGGCAAUCAUCAACGGCUCAAUGCGGGGCCACGUACACAUUCCUGGCGACACCAUCUACCACAUAGACGCCGCGGAGCAGUACUUCGACCGACCCAGUUUCCAUUCAGUCAUUUACCCCGAGUCUAGAAUGGACAAAGAUCCCUUCAGACACAAGCGUUCAUCGGAGAGUCUGGGAUCGUGCGGUGUGGACCACGUGAAGGACUGGAUGGAUAGGGUUGCCAGGUCGGCUGUUCCCGACGCAGACACGUCGCAUGCCAGGAGGAAGAGACACGACCAGGGCGUGGACUGUGCCCCAUUCGGCAGCGAACAGCCCAACGCCCACCAAGGCAACUACAUCAUGUUUGCCAGCGCCACCAUGGGCGACCGGCCCAACAACGAUGACUUCAGCACGUGCUCCAAGGACAACAUCACUCGCAUGCUGCACGUGGUCAUCAACGAACUCAACGGGAAACGGAACUGCUUCAAACGGUCACCGUGCGACAACUUCCGCGGCUACUGCGACGUGUUUCACAAGUGUCGCGGGGUGGAUGCAGACGGACCGCUGGCACGACUCAAGAACCUGAUCUUUGACCCUGAGACUUUGGAGAAUAUCCAGCAGUGGAUUGUGCACCACUGGUGGGCCGUCCUGCUAAUGGCGGUGGCGCUGAUCGUGGUAAUGGGGGCUUUCAUCAAGGUGUGCGCCGUCCACACCCCCAGUUCCAACCCCCGCAAACCCAAACAUCGUCAGCUCACCCUACCCCGCACGCUACAGCGGAGAAACAGACAGCGACGACAGCAACAGCAACAACAGCAACAACCGUCGUCGUCCGGUGGUGGUGGUGGGAGGUCGGUGCCUGCUGGAGGAGGAGGAGGAGGGAGGAGUGUGGGAGCAGGGAGGAGUGUAGGAGGAGGGAGCAAUAAACCCACCACUAGUGAGGUGCCUCAUAGUAGUCAGAUCCCAGAAGUCCUCCGUAAAUAA